CUUAUUGCAUCUUGUAUAUCAGUCCAAAAAGAACACUAUUUUAAUGGACUCCUCAUUCUGUUACAACACUUCAAAUUACCAAUACCUUCCCUUCAAUGAGAAUGAUUCCCAAGAGAUGCUUCUCUAUGGAAUGCUGCCUGAGUCAUCUUAUCAUGAUCAAUCCUCACACCCGGCCAUGUCUAGUUCAGCCGAAAAGACAGGCUACCGAGGGGUACGAGCACGGAGUUGGGGAAAGUACGCAGCCGAAAUAAGGGAUUCCACAAGGAAUGGUGCUAGGGUAUGGUUGGGUACAUUUGAUACUCCUGAAGAUGCUGCUUUAGCAUAUGACCAAGCCGCAUAUGCCGCGAGGGGUCCAAUGGCUGUUCUUAACUUUCCAGUAGAAACCGUUUGCGAGUCCCUUCGAGCAAUGGAUUACCGGUUCGAGGAAGGGGGCUCGCCGGUCUUGGCGUUGAAAAGGAGUUACUCCAUGAAAAGGAAAGCUGCUAUUAGAGAAAAGAAAAGGAAAGAGAUGAGGUUAGAUGAAGAUAGUAAUAAUAAUAAUAAUGUAGAUGUGGUAGUGUUUGAAGACUUGGGUGCUGAUUACUUGGAGGAGAUUUUGAGUUUGUCUGAGAGUUCUGAUUCUUGGGGACAAUGAAGAAGAGACAGUGUAUUUGUGUGUUUAUCUCGAUCUUAUUAGUUAUCAUGGAUGUUUUUGUCUUUCAACUUUUUGUAUGUUUGUUUGUAAAGUUAAAGUAGUUGAUAAGUCAAUAUUA
Molecule: messenger RNA, 752 nt
Organism: Helianthus annuus (common sunflower)
Lineage: Eukaryota; Viridiplantae; Streptophyta; Magnoliopsida; Asterales; Asteraceae
Product: ethylene-responsive transcription factor 1B
Exons: 1
Coding region: 44-634 (196 amino acids)
Biological process (GO): ethylene-activated signaling pathway; regulation of DNA-templated transcription
Molecular function (GO): DNA binding; DNA-binding transcription factor activity
Source: RefSeq, a predicted model, not a curated record